This is a messenger RNA of Rotaria sordida, 1059 nucleotides long. NCBI's taxonomy places the organism in Eukaryota, Metazoa, Rotifera, Eurotatoria, Philodinida, Philodinidae. The record is from the annotation of a GenBank genome assembly.
AUGCCUCAAAUAGGUUCAUGUACUGAUAUAACAUGUGAUGAUGAACUAAAAGAAUUAUAUGAAUGUCAUUGUUGUUUACGUCUUGUUUGUUUAUAUCAUUUGAAUGGACAUGUUGAAAUAACAAAACAAAAUAAACAUCGAACAGAUAGGCUUUGUAAAGAAUUAAAUACAAUCGUCAAUACACUACAAUUAAUUAUUGAUGAAAAAUUAUCAACUAUUAAAUGUGAACACAAUUUAAUUGAACAAGCAAAAAAAAUUCUUGAUAUAUCCAAUAGUUCAAUAGAUGAAUUAGAAGAUAUUUUCGAAAAAAUUAAUCAAACAAUAACAUUAAAUCGUUCAGAAAGCAUGGUGAAAAUCGAACCAUUAUUAUCAGAAACUACACAUCGUUUUUCUUCUGUUUGUGAAUUUAAUAAGGAAAACAUAAAUGAUGUAGCAGAAGAGUCGGAAAUCUCAAAAGACAAUGAAUAUUCAACGAAUAUCAAUCAUGAUUUUAUUGAGACUAUUACACUUGAUGACACAGACGAAUCUAUUCAGGAUGAACAUAUAAAUGAAGAAACGACGAAACGUAAACGAAAAUCAUUCAGAAAACUUUAUGCUAAAUGUCCAUUAACAUUUGAUGGAGCAUAUGGUCUUACGAAAGCAAAUCAUUCUAUUGAAUUUUGUGAACAUGGAACAACUCGUCGAAUCGAAUUAUACUACCACUUCAUUUAUACGCAUCAAUUGAAAAAAGUUUAUGCUCAACGUUUGAUACAAGCUAUUGCCGAUCAUAAAGAUUCUAGAAUGACAAAAUUAUUUGAUGAAAAUGAAGAUGUAAUUAAUCAUUUUUAUAAAGUUUCAUGUCCUUUUUCUCAUGGACAAGUUAAUUCAUUAAAACAUAAUGGGCAAAAUGUUAUCAUUUCACCAUGUCAAUAUCGUUCUAUUACGUUUCAUAAAUUAGCAUAUCAUUUACGACUUAGUCAUAAGAUUUCUAAGUCAUUGGCAGAAAAAUUAGUUGAUGAUUUCAAAAAAAAUCGAAUAGAAAAUGAUAUUGUUUUGACUCCAUUAAUUUCAUCAACAUAA